AUGGGUGUUGAAUGUUUACUGACAACGUCACAUGCAGGCCACAACAACGGGGUGGCGGGCGACACUGGUGAUGAAGCUGAAGAUGACAACCCAGAUGAUGCCGAAUUUGACCCGUAUGAUGAUGCCCUUGAACAUGUAUCUCAAGAUAUAUUUGACAUGCUUACUGUAUCAGAUGAAGAUGAUUUUGAAGGUUUUUAA
Molecule: messenger RNA, 198 nt
Organism: Enterospora canceri
Lineage: Eukaryota; Fungi; Microsporidia; Enterocytozoonidae
Source: the annotation of a GenBank genome assembly